Molecule: messenger RNA, 1845 nt
Organism: Aegilops tauschii subsp. strangulata
Lineage: Eukaryota; Viridiplantae; Streptophyta; Magnoliopsida; Poales; Poaceae
Product: protein FAR-RED IMPAIRED RESPONSE 1-like
Biological process (GO): regulation of DNA-templated transcription
Source: RefSeq, a predicted model, not a curated record
AUGGCGCCGCCUCCCAAGAACAUGCCAAAACAUGCAAGGCGGCGCACGCAGCAAGAGUUUGAUGAGCCAAGAAGAUAUGGGGCGCCACCUGGUUGGCCACCUAACAUUGAAGCUUACGUUCUGCCAAGGCUAGAGAUGCGCUUUGAAACUUUCAAAGAAGCAAAGGACUACAACGUCUAUGCAAAGCACGCGGGUUUUGCUAUCAGGGAAGGCUCAAAGUUUAAGACCAGAGCCUACCUUUAUUGCACGUGCUAUGGAGUCUAUGAGUCGAAGGUGUCAGAAGCAAAUAGACAGCGGAACAAGACGACAGCCAGGACUAACUGCGGCACUAAAAUGAGGCUGAAGAUGGAAAAGGAUGGAACACUUGUCGUAAAAGAGAUAGUCUGGGAACACAACCAUAGGCUACAGCUCACCCCCCAAAUGCUUGUCUUCUUGCACUGCCACAAAAACUUUGACAAAACAAUCUUGGAGUACGUCAAGUACCUGCAGUUCAAAGGCAUUGAACACGUGCAAAUCAUGAGCAUACUGGGUGGCGAUGACCCCGGUAGCUACUUCCUCAAAAUGAAUGUCAAAGAGCUGAUUAACAUCAAAGCAAAGAAUUCAAGGAUGGAUGAUGUGGACGAUGUCCUAAAGGCUGUCAACUUCUUUAGGAAGAUGAAAGCUAUAAAUAGGGAAUUCUUCUGUGACAUGCAACUCGAUGAGUCCGACAGAGUUAAGAACAUACAAGCUGCCGAGGGGCCUAUCAGGACUUUGACUACAUUCUUUGGUUUCGCCCUGAUAAGAGAUGAGGAUGCAGAUUCAUUCAGAUGGUUGUUCAAGACAUUUUUAAGGUGCAUAAGAAGGAAGGCUCCUACAUGCAUCCUCACAGACCAGUGCCCGGCAAUGGCUUUGGCGAUCCCAGAUGCUUUCGGGAACAUGGUACACAAGCUGUGCCGCUGGCACAUUAUGAAGAAGUACAGGGAACACCUCGCAUACCUGUACAACCUGCACAAAGAAUUUAAGGAUGAAUUCACAUCAAUCCUCAACUGGCCCCUCAUGCCAACUGAGUUUGAGGCUGCCUGGAAAAGACUCGUGGAUAAGUACAACCUCCAUGAUGAUGCCACGAUGGUGGGCAUGUGGAACGAGCGUGAGAGAUGGAUAUCAGCCUACUUCAAAGAAAUUUUCUGCGCCAAAAUGACAUCCACACAACGAAGUGAGAGCAUGAACUAUGUGCUCAAGAAGAACUUCGUAAGUGAGAGAGAAAACCUACACCGGUUUGUCGGCCAGAAGGAACAAAACACGCUGACCUUCUAUGGGUUUGACACCCAGAUGGCAAAGCUUUACCCACGAGCUGUGUAUAGCGAGAUCAGAAAUAGGCUAAAACUGAGCACACUCUUCACGGCAACAGAGACGGAAGAGCCCACAAAGUACCUCGUGCACUACAACAACCCACAAAAACUGUCUGUGUGGGCUCAGCACGCGUUCCAGACAAUUAAGGCUGCCAGCGUUCCAAAGAAAUACAUCCUCAGGAGAUACACCAAACGCCCGAACAUCCAGCCAACAUUCAACAGAAAUGACUUGAGGACAGUGGCAUCAAACAAGGCAUCCCAAUACUGCAUUGAAAGCUCACUGCUGACGCUGAACAUGAGGGUGCACAGAAAAAGCUUGAGAAGCCAAGAGCAAAUGGCGAGGUCACGGGUCAUCAUGGACAAACUUGAACAAGAACUCGACGCCAUGCAUUCUGCUGAAAACGGAGGUGUCGCGGACAAUGAAGCCAUUGAGCAGGAUAUUGCUACAAUGUUAUCUGAGAUGAACCAUCUGGGAGCUAUUGACCCAUUUGACAAUGAGGAAGAGGAGCAACAGUAA